AUGGUGCGUAAAGCAUGGACCACAAAUCCGCUGGCUCUUUCAAAAAGGGCAUCAGCACUUUUGAUUGCAUGGGGCGUUCCACUGGUGGUGUUGCACUGUUGUGACAUGAUUGCACAGAACGCUCAUCCUGACUACUGCCACAGAGACGUGGACCUUCUUGAUGCCUUCGGGGGUCACGGCGAAGUGUCCAAGCAGUUCAGUGCCCAAGGAAUGAAAACGAGCUACUUUGACCUGGCAACGGAGGGAAACAUGGGAGACAUCAUGUCUACGGAUGGCUGGUACAACUGCCUGUUGAAGCUGCUGCAAGUGAAGGAGGGGGGGCUCCUUGUGGGGGGCCCCCCCUGUGGGUCUUGGAUUUGGGUCAACCGAUCCACUUCAAAAAGAUCCAAAGACCACAUCUUCGGAGAUACAAAACGUCCCUACAUAAGGCUUGCAAAUUCGAUCACAUGUCGAUUUGUGAUCUUCUCUUUGAUCGCAAUAGCCCGUGGAUUGGAGAUACUUUGGGAACAACCAUCGGGAUCAUUGAUGCCUGAAUUCCCGUACCUGAAAUUUAUGGCGAUUGUGAUGGACCCUGUGCUGUGGGGAAAGGUGAGAUUUCCUAUGGGGGCGUAUGGCCAUCCCAAUUGCAAACCAACACUUCUUAUGGGGUCUGUGCCUUACCUUGCUUCUUUCAAGAGGAAACUUACUCCAAAGGACAAACGUCGUCUUCAAAAGAACAAGGCCGUGAAGAAGCACCAAAUGGUGAAAAAAACAAUUUCCAAGAGUGGAAAGGUUCAAGUGACAGGAUCCCAUGGAAUGCGAGCCAGUGCUGUCUAUCCACGACAAUUUGCCAAACACUUGGCAACCCAGCACAAAGCCUUUAUGGCCCGA
Messenger RNA from Cladocopium goreaui, 870 nucleotides. The record is from the annotation of a GenBank genome assembly. NCBI's taxonomy places the organism in Eukaryota, Dinophyceae, Suessiales, Symbiodiniaceae.